GUGGGUGAUCUACCGCCAGGUGUGCCACCACGCCCUGCGCGCCGCCGCGGCCCCGGCGGCGCGCCGCGGGAGAGGGAGUCUGCAGGAGCCGCUGCUGAGCCGGCCCGACAAACCCAGGGCGCCGCCGCCGUACCGGCAGUCCAUGACGGAUUCCCAGGGCCGCGUGAUCACGUUCGAGGGCUACAGGGACUCCCCGCUCGGCGGGUGCGUCUCGUGGCUGCUGCCCACGACCACGGGUGUGAUCCUCGCCGUCUUUGCCGUGGUCCUCUUCGACUACUAUCCUGGUCGGCCGGCGCCGCUCCGGCGCUCAUGCCUUCCCGACUUUUUUCCCUUUCUCACUCCCUUCUCCUCCUUCCGCCGUCCUCCUCUUUCUCCC
Messenger RNA from Prorocentrum cordatum, 376 nucleotides. NCBI's taxonomy places the organism in Eukaryota, Dinophyceae, Prorocentrales, Prorocentraceae. The record is from the annotation of a GenBank genome assembly.